Paramecium octaurelia is the source of this 5439-nucleotide messenger RNA. The record is from the annotation of a GenBank genome assembly. NCBI's taxonomy places the organism in Eukaryota, Ciliophora, Oligohymenophorea, Peniculida, Parameciidae.
AUGGGUCAUCUAUCUUCAUUACUGAAAAAGAACUGGAUUCUCUGGAAGAGGAACUUCUUCUGUUCUACUUGCGAAAUCAUUUUACCAUUACUGUUAAUAGUGGCCUUGGGAGGAAUAAGGUAAAAAUUACAUGAGUUCUAGGCGCAUUAUACAUAAGACUAAUAUUGAUGAAAUUGGGUUUUUACGACCUGAAUUGGACUGGCAAUCAUCAGAUCCUAAUGUGCCAGUGAUGUUAUCUCCUUUUAUAGAUGAAAGAGAAAUAGAAAAUAAUAUUAUGGCCAUACAAAAGUGGGAUCCAAGUUUGAAUCUUGUUCAGAAUCUUAAGAGUUUGGACACCGAAACGAGAUUAUCAGUAUUGCCUAAAAUGAAGUAUUUGAUAAGAUUAACUUAGAAAUUGCAUAGACAACUAUAACUAUGACGAAGAUACUUAUUGGUUGAACGGACAUGUGGUGCUUGGGCCAAGCCAAGAUCAUAAGAUUGUCAAGGAACUGAAGUACAUAUUUGAAAGUAAGAUAUAUAACAAUCAAAAUUAGCAUAUUAUGAUUACAAAACUUUAAUCUUUAAGAACAAUGAUGAUCUUGACACUUACACUUCAGAUUCAGAUUAUGGAAAAGGUGAAGUUCCUAGUGUAUGUUUUGCUGUGAUGUUUAAUGAAACUGUCGGGAAUAAUAUUUAUGACUAUCAAUUAAGAUUCAAUACAAGUGGGUUAUUUGAUUAUGAAAUCCCUCCAACAAAUGAGAUUGAUGUGGAUCCAGUUAAAUAUCAAGAUCAUUACAAGGCGAAUGCCUAUUGGAAAUCUGGUAUGUUGACCGUGUAAACUUUUGUGGAUAAUGUUAUUUUGAAGAUCGAAACUAACAGCUAAGCCUCUAUAACUCCAAAAUUCUCUUAUGGUAUUUAUGAGUUUAACUCAAUUAGUGCAUCAAUAGGAUGGUGUUAAGGAUGAUUUCGCAGAAUUCUUAAGAGGGUAAUUUGGUGUUUACUUGAUAUUGCCUCUGAUAAUCAUAUAUUUGAGAAUGACCUACGCUAUGAUUUAUGAAAAGGAGAAAAAGCUAAGGGAAGGUAUGAAGAUGAUGGGAUUGAACAACACAUCAUUCUAUUUAUCAUGGAUUAUCCAGUAUCUCAUAAUCUAUACAAUCAUAUCAAUUCUUGCUACAAUUCUGUUAUCAGCCAUUGUAUUUACUCAUACUGAUGGAUUUGUGUUGUUCUUGAAUUAUUGGCUAUUUUGCAUAGUCUUGAUAUUCUAAUCUAUGUUCAUAAGGUAAAAAUUAAUUUAAUCCUAGUGUGUUUUUUACAAGAGCAUUGUUCGGAUUAAUCGUAGCAAUCGUUUGGUAUUUGCUGAUGUACAUGGUGAUCAGUUUAGUUGGCAGUGGAGAGUAGGUAGUUCCUGAAGCAACCUAUUGGGGAGCCUCAAUAUCUUCUCAUGCAGGAAUGUCCUUUGCUUUUGAUGUGAUGGUACUGUUUGAAGCUCAAGGGAGAGGUGUUUCGAUGUCUUCAAUAGCAACCAAAGUUGAAAACUAUUCGGUUAAUAUUGCCUUGAUAAUGCACCUCUUGAACAUAUUCUUCUACUUGAUAUUGUCGAUUUAUUUGGAUCUCGUAUUUCCAAAUGAAUGGGGUAAGAAAUUGCACCCGUUAUUUUGCAUUCCCUAUUUCAAUAGAUCACAUAAUAGUGGACAGUCUAAAUCAUUGAGGAAGAAGUCAUCCUAAGUUCAUCAAGAAAGAUAUGAAGAAGUGGAGUAGGCUUUGAAAGAUUAGGAAGGUAGGUAAGAAGUACUUAAAAUCUCUAAUCUUACCAAAAUUUAUCCAAGUGGAAAGUAAGCAGUCAGUAAUGUGAGUCUGACUAUGUAUAUAGGUUAAAUUUAUGCCUUAUUGGGACAUAAUGGUGCAGGGAAGACCACCACCAUUUCUAUGUUGACAGGUCUCUUAGAUAUCACUGCAGGAGAAGCAACAGCAUUUGGAUAUGAUAUUGAAACUUAAAUUGAGUAGAUUAGAUAAUUUAUGGGGGUUUGUCCAUAACAUGAUAUUUUAUUUGAUAAUUUGACAGUCAAAGAACAUUUGGAAAUGUUUGCUACUUUCAAAGGAAUGAAUCCAGACGAUAUUCCCGCAGCUGUUAGAAGAAUGAUUGAAGAUGUUGAUCUACUAGAAAAGACUGAUUAUUUAAGUAAGAAUCUAUCAGGAGGACAAAAGCGAAGAUUAUCAGUUGCAAUUGCAUUUAUUGGUAAUUCUAAAUUAAUCUAUUUGGAUGAACCUACUUCAGGAAUGGAUACGAGUGCUAGAAGAUACAUUUGGGAAAUGCUUAAGAAUUACAAAGAAGAUAGAAUCAUAGUGUUGACAACUCAUUUUAUGGAUGAGGCUGACUUUCUAGGUGAUAGAAUCGGUAUUAUGGGAGAAGGAAAGUUGUAAUGCUCUGGAAGCAGUGUGUUUUUGAAGAAUCAAUUUGGUAAUGGCUACAACCUUACUAUUGUUAAAGAGAGUACUCUUACUGAUUCAGAUCCAAUUAUAGAGGUAAUAAUGAAGUCUUGUCCGGAAGCUAUUCUGAUUUCUAAGGUUUCAGCUGAGAUUCUCAUGUAAUUACCUUUGAAUGCUGUGAAUAAAUUUCCAAAAUUAUUUUCAGAUUUAGAUAAUAAUUUGAAAGCAUUGCAUAUUUAAAGUUACGGAAUCAGUAUCACCACCCUGGAGGAAGUGUUUUUAAAGGUUGCCUAGAUAGGAGCUGGACAUAAUUAAGUAAAUGAUUAUAUGGAGUUGGAGGAUAAAAACAAAGAAGCCAUUAAAAUUGACGAUUUUGAUAUUAAUUAAAUAAGAGUGACAAAUCCUACUUUGUUAUUUUUCAAUCACACUCUUGCUUUACUUUUGAAGAGGUUUCGCUUUUUUAAAAGAGAUAUGAUGAGUUUAUGUUGUGAAAUCCUUCUACCAUGUUUGGUUGUACUUGUGGGUCUGAUCCUAAUGACCAUAAAUUUUAUCACUGAACCUGAUGUUAUUAUAUUGACACCACCUUCAGAAUGUUACGGGAAUGGAAUUCAAUAUUUAUGGGGAGGAGUGAAUGACUAAUCUCUAUUUUCGUAGAUCGAUUUGGAAAUGUACAAUUCAUCACUUCAAGUUUUUGGAGAUGAUAGUUUGAGUAAUCUAUAAAAGAUGGAUUAAGAUUACUUUGAUACUUUUGAUUCAACAUCGAAUAUUGGAUGGUUUUAUCUGACCAGCAAUUCAAAUGAUUAAUAUGAAUAUUAUAUGUUUGUGAACACCAUCUUUAGGGAAGGCCCACUUGUUAUGCAAAACUAAAUGAAUUAAGCUAUUUUAAGAAAAGCAACUAAUAAUAACAAUUACGAGAUCAGAGUUACAAAUUCCCCUUUGAGGAAAACCUAUGAUGAAUUGAAUGAGUCGAAGGCAAUAGCUGGUUUCUUAUCUGCUCUAGUGUUUUCCAUGGGUAUGGCAUUCAUUCCAGCAUCUAUUAUCUCAUACAUUGUUAAGGAAAGAGAAAUUAAUAUUAAACAUCAACAGUUGGUAUCUGGUGUUUCAGUAAAAGCAUAUUGGUUUAGUAAUUGGAUUAUGGACUUAGGAAAACAUGUAAUUCCAGCAGUGGUGUGUUGUCUUCUAAUUUUGGCUUUCGAUAUAGCUGCAUUGAGACAAGGAGAGAACUAUGGAUUCUCAUGGUUGAUCUUCUUUUUAUAUGGUUGGGCAAUCAUCCCCUUUUGUUACCUCUUUAGUUUUGCCUUCAAAUAACAGGGGAAUGCAAUGUUAUUGAACUUUUUCAUUCAUUUACUGGUUGGAUCAAUUGUCAGUUUAAUAAUUUACAUCUUGAGAUUGAUCUCAUCCACAAGAGAUGUAGCCACUGUUUUAUAAUGGAUAUUCAGAUUGAUUCCCUCUUUCUCAUUUGCAUAUGGUAUAUUAAAUGCAUGUUCUAAAGACACUUACAUGAUAAUUGAGGGAUGGAGUGAAAUGAAAAGUACUUAUGAUAUGGAAGUAAGUGGUGCAGACAUACUAAUGCUCGUAGUCAUGGGAGUAGUUUAUACAAUAAGCAUAUUCAUCGUUGAAUACUUUGAGGAUAAUGGAUAACUGUAGAAAUUGGGAUCAAGUGAAAGCAGUAUCCCUUACAUUCCAAAACCGAUUGAUGAUGAUGUUGCUAAAGAAAAAUAAUUGUGUGAAACCUUUAGGCCUGAAGAGAAAGCUAUUCUUGUUAAAGAGUUGAGAAAAGUAUUCAUGUUGGGAGAAGGAAAACACAAGGUAGCUGUCGACUAAGUCAGUUUUGCUAUUGAUUAAGGAGAGGUCUUUGGCCUAUUGGGAGUUAAUGGAGCUGGUAAAACUACCACCUUUAAGAUAUUGUCAGGAGAGUUAAAACCUACAAGUGGAGAAGCAUUUAUUGCAGGCAAGAGUGUCAUUAAUGAUCUUGAAGCUGCUAGAGUCAAUAUUGGAUAUUGUCCUCAAUUUGAUGCCUUAUUAGAUAAUCUUACUGUCAGAGAACACAUAGAACUAUUCUCGGAUAUCAAAGGAAUACCAUAUUAAAAGAAAGAGGAAUUAGUUGAAAAGAAGUUAAAUGAGAUGGAUUUGAAGAGAUUUGAGAAUAUUCAAUCGGGUUAACUGUCAGGUGGAAAUAAACGAAAGUUGUCAGUUGCCAUUGCUAUGAUAGGAAACCCUCCUAUUGUCUUUUUAGAUGAACCUUCCACUGGUAUGGAUCCAGAAGCAAGAAGAUUCAUGUGGAAUGUUAUCUCAAGAAUUGCAACCCAAAGAAAACAAAGCACUAUUAUCUUAACUACUCAUUCAAUGGAAGAAGCAGAAGCACUAUCAACUAAAAUUGCUAUCCAAGUUAGUGGUAAUCUCAGAUGUCUUGGAUCAGUUCAACAUAUCAAAAAUAAAUUUGGAAAAGGAUACGAAAUUGAAGUCAAAUUAGAAAAACCUUAAAUAAACGAGAUUCAAGAAUUAGUCUAAUAGAUGGGAUUGUAAGGCAGUACUAGAUUGGAUUAAAGCAUGACUUUUGAGAUAUUGAAAAAAAUCAAUUAAAAUCAUCUAGAAUAAGAAAUCACAAUGAAAGGAUCAGGAUCACAUAUUUAUAAUGAUCUCAGAAAACCUAAUCUUUUAGCAGUUGAAACACUAGCAGAAUAUAUUAUAGUAGAGAGAAUGGGUGAUCUAUUGUAGAGAUUUAUUCAGUAAAGCUUUGGAUAAUUUGAAAUAAUUGAACAUUUCUAAACUUUCUAUAGGUUUAGAUUACUUGGAUAAAUUACUGUUAGCAAACUUUUUGAAGGAUUCGAGCAAAAUGUAUAUAUUUAUUUAAUAAAUUUAGAAAAAACAAAAUAGAAUUUCCCAGUACUCCAUAAAAUAAGCAUCGAUCGAAUAAAUUUUCAAUACAUUUGCACUUUAGGAUUCCCAACAACAAGAAGCCGAUGAAAAUGUAUAAGGCAAUCAAAUUGCAGUCUAGAUUUAAUAAAAUUCUUGAUUUGUAUUUUAGUAACC